AUGAGAAACCAUUCAACAUUAACAAGCUUCAUCAUACUGGGACUGACAAAUGACCCACAACUGGAGAUUUUGGUCUUUAUCUUCAUGCUUACUACAUAUAUGUUAAGUAUAAUUGGGAAUCUGACCAUAAUUUUGCUCAUCUUGGUGGAUUCUCAUUUAAAAACAGCUAUGUAUUUUUUUCUUCAAAAUUUCUCUUUCUUGGAAAUCUCAUUCACAACUGCCUGUGUCCCCACAUACCUGCACAGCAUAUUAAGUGGGAACAAGGCCAUCAGCAUCAAAGCCUGCUUCAGUCAAAUUUUUUUUGUCAUCCUCUUUGAAGCAAUGGAAUUUUUUCUGUUGGCUGUGAUAUCCUAUGACCGCUAUGUGGCCAUCUGCAAACCCCUGCAUUACGUGACCAUCAUGAAUAGCAGAGUCUGCAGGAACCUCAUCCUCAGUUGUUGGGCAUCUGGCUUAUUGAUCAUCCUUCCACCCCUUUCUUUGAGCCUUAAUCUGGAAUUCUGUGACUCUGUUAUUGACCAUUUUUUCUGUGAUGCUUCUCCAAUACUGAAGAAUUCCUGCUCAGAUACAUGGUUCAUAGAGCAGCUGGUUUUACUCUGUGCUGUGUUGACCUUCAUAAUGACCCUUAUGUGUGUGGUUCUGUCCUACAUAUACAUUAUUAGGAUGAUUCUAAGAUUACCAUCUGCCCAGCAAAGGAAAAAGGCCUUUUCUACCUGUUCUUCCCAUGUGGUUGUAGUUUCCAUCACCUAUGGCAGCUGCAUUGUUAUUUACAUCAAACCUUCAGCUAAGGAUGAAACGGCCAUUAAUAAAGUAGUUUCUUUGCUCGCUUCAUCUGUUGCCCCUUUGUUGAACCCCUUCAUUUACACCCUGAGAAAUAAGCAAGUAAAGCAGUCUUUCCAUGGUUGUAUCAAAAGAUUUGCAUUUCAUUUAAAGGAGUAG
Molecule: messenger RNA, 936 nt
Organism: Manis pentadactyla (Chinese pangolin)
Lineage: Eukaryota; Metazoa; Chordata; Mammalia; Pholidota; Manidae
Product: olfactory receptor 6C2-like
Exons: 1
Coding region: 1-936 (311 amino acids)
Biological process (GO): G protein-coupled receptor signaling pathway
Cellular component (GO): membrane
Molecular function (GO): olfactory receptor activity; G protein-coupled receptor activity
Source: RefSeq, a predicted model, not a curated record